Molecule: messenger RNA, 467 nt
Organism: Cuscuta campestris
Lineage: Eukaryota; Viridiplantae; Streptophyta; Magnoliopsida; Solanales; Convolvulaceae
Source: the annotation of a GenBank genome assembly
CGCAGUGAACAGUGAUUUCACAACCUCAAAAAUCCUCAAAUCAUAUGGAAAUUCAAAUGUUUGUGGAAUCCACCUUCAUACCUUGCGUGAGAAUGUCUAAACACUAAGAAUCUCAAAAAUCUAGCCAUCAUGGGUGUCUUGGCCGAAGUGAAUCACAAAAUCAAAAACGAGAUGAACAGUGAAAGUAGCAACGUUGACCUCCAAUUCGUCGGAUUCCAUCUUCAAAAAUCAGCGAGAAGGCGAAUUCAGAGCUCCAAAAAUGACAAGAAUCAAGCCAAAAUCAAGGUGGAGAUCGGAAGUCAACUUCGCCAAAUCUUAUUCGCUUGCUGACCGAUUCUCGUGGAACCGUGCGCCAAAUCCUGUUCGUCUAUUGCAUCAAAUCCGAAAGGAAGGAAGAACAAAAAAGAAAUUGUGGGUUUUCCUCUCAUCUUUGCUAGCAUUUCUGGGAUUAAAUCUUUAUCUCAUUU